Eucalyptus grandis is the source of this 594-nucleotide messenger RNA. Its product is annotated as cilia- and flagella-associated protein 251-like. The transcript is spliced from 2 exons. Lineage: Eukaryota; Viridiplantae; Streptophyta; Magnoliopsida; Myrtales; Myrtaceae. The coding region runs from base 1 to 594 and encodes 197 amino acids. The record is from RefSeq and is a predicted model, not a curated record.
AUGAACCGGAGGCUUGAGAAUGCGACAGAGCCUGCGAGCUCUCGCGGCGGCGUGCAUAGCUCCGGCGUGAUCGAAGAAUCAACGAGCCGACGAGUUCCUCGCGCCGGAAGGUCCGUGCUGUUGCCGAGCGAGGUUUUUCGGCCGCUCAGGGUUUUGCGAGGAGGAAGAAGAAAUGAGGAUACAGGAACUGCAGCUGAUGUUAAGGACAUAACUGAACAUCCCGGGCCCAAACAAGAAGAAGAGAACAAAGGAGAAGAGACAAAGGCCGAGGAUGAAGACAAAGAGGAAGAGAAGCAUGUCGAGGAAGAGAAGGAGAUCGAGCUGGAGCAAGAGUUAGAGCCAGAGAUGAAACCGGUAGUAGAAGAGGAAGAGGCAGAGCCUGGGAGAUUCAUAUCCUGCGACUCGCCGGAUCAUUACUUCUCUCCGAGAAGAGAUGAGGAAGCGCUGGAAGGGAACGCGUCUGAGGGGCUCUCCUCCGAGUACAACUCACCCUGGCAUGAACCGGUGAAGGAGGGCGAGUACAGUAAAGUGAGUUGUGGAAGAGAAGAAUCCAACUGGACUGGAAAAGGCAGAGGAAUGGAAGAAGGAAAUUGA